AUGGCUGCAGAAGUCACAAAGCGUGUACAAGGAACGCCAGCGCAGAAGCGACUUGAUGUUAUUCUGGGAGAUUUCAUGAAGACGGAACUCCCGUAUUUCGAUGUCUGCAUUAGCAAUACUCCGUAUCAGAUCUCGUCCCCUCUCACAUUCAAGCUCCUCGCCACCACACCCGCCCCCAGAGUCUGCAUUCUCAUGUUCCAGCGCGAGUUUGCUCUGCGAUUGUUUGCCAAACCCGGUGAUAAACUCUACAGUCGACUCUCCGUGAAUGCCCAGAUGUGGGCUAAAAUCGACCACAUCAUGAAGGUCGGCAAGAACAACUUCAAGCCUCCGCCGCUUGUCGACUCCAGUGUUGUCCGCCUCGUCCCCAAGAACCCACGACCGCAAAUCAAUUACGAAGAGUGGGACGGUCUGCUGAGAAUCUGCUUCGUGCGAAAGAACAAGACGAUUCGUUCCAGCUUUCUCGGAAAGCACACCGUGAUGGACCUGCUCGAAGCCAACUAUCGCACGUGGUGUGCGCAAAACGACAUUCCGGUGGAGGAUGGACCGGCCGAUGACGACACGGAGAUGGAUACUGGCAAUGCCCAGGACGACGAAGAUAUGGAGCCUGAGGAUGAUAUGGACAUGGACGAAGACGAUGUGCCAGAUUUCUUCAAGGAGCAGGCCAAUGCACGGGUGCAAGAGGCCCUCAAAAACCGACCGGCCCGGAAGAAGAAGGGAAAGGUGGCCGAGUUGGUACGGGAGAAGGUACGGCAAGUCUUGGAGGACGAUACAGGACUUGCGGAUAAGCGUGCACGGAUGUGCGAUGAGAACGACUUCCUCAAACUGCUAUGGGCGUUCAACCAAAAGGGCUUCCAUUUCAAUUAA
This is a messenger RNA of Aspergillus terreus NIH2624, 864 nucleotides long. Its product is annotated as dimethyladenosine transferase. NCBI's taxonomy places the organism in Eukaryota, Fungi, Ascomycota, Eurotiomycetes, Eurotiales, Aspergillaceae. The record is from RefSeq and is a predicted model, not a curated record. Gene Ontology annotation, molecular function: rRNA (adenine-N6,N6-)-dimethyltransferase activity. Gene Ontology annotation, biological process: rRNA methylation. Gene Ontology annotation, cellular component: mitochondrial matrix. The transcript is spliced from 2 exons. Bases 1 to 864 code for a protein of 287 amino acids.